Messenger RNA from Hypoxylon trugodes, 1775 nucleotides. Its product is annotated as Actin/actin-like protein. NCBI's taxonomy places the organism in Eukaryota, Fungi, Ascomycota, Sordariomycetes, Xylariales, Hypoxylaceae. Gene Ontology annotation, cellular component: Swr1 complex. The transcript is spliced from 2 exons. Gene Ontology annotation, molecular function: nucleosome binding. The coding region runs from base 246 to 1583 and encodes 445 amino acids. The record is from RefSeq and is a predicted model, not a curated record.
UAAAGCAAAAAUGGAUAUCGUGGUAGAAGGUAUUAAUAUAUGUAUAUAUACCAUAUUGUAUUGUAAAGGGGCAUUUAUCUUAUCGCGUGCCCCGCCAAAGCUUCGAAGCUUUGCGCUUCACAUCAUUUUUAUUUGAGAGCAUCUAACGCUUCAAUUCUUAAACUUGAAUUAUAUCAUGCGCUUUACGGUCAGAAUAAGAUAGGCAGUGCUACCUCGUACGUUGGUUCGAACCCGCAACUGCCGGCAUGGCUCCAGCAAGAAAAUCCAAACCCCAACCACCACCGGAACCCACCCGAACUCUGGUUCUCGACAACGGCGCACACACGAUCAAGGCUGGAUAUGUAUCGGGUGAUACCGUAGACGAACCUCGCAUAAUACCGAAUUGUAUCGCUCGAGAUCGUAAUAAGAAGGUUUAUGUCGCAUCCAACCUCGAAAAAUGUACCGAUUUCAGCGAAGUCGCCUUUAGACGUCCUGUCGAAAAAGGAUUCAUCGUGAAUUGGGAAGCCGAGAAAGAGAUUUGGGAUCAUGAAUUCUUCGAUGACAAGGCACCACAACCAUGCGAUCCUUCCGAAACCCGAUUAAUCCUUGCCGAACAAUCAAAUUCUCUACCCGUACUACAAGCGAACUGCGAUCAAAUGGUGUUUGAAGAGUUUGGUUUCGCUAGCUAUUAUCGAGGCAUUGGUCCAUCAUUUAAUGCUUAUCAUGACGUCCAAGGUAUCCUACGUACGCCGCGAGAUCCCGGAACCGUUGCUCAACUUCCAGCCGAAAUUCUCCUACUCAUCGAUUCCGGAUAUUCCCAUACCACCAUUACUCCAAUUCUUCAAGGAAGGCCAAUACACCCCGCGAUACGAAGGCUUGACGUGGGGGGAAAGCUCUUGACCAAUUAUCUUACUCGACUGAUUUCGCUUCGUCACUAUGAUAUGCGUAACGAAACAUAUAUCGUGAACGAAAUGAAGGAAGCCGCUUGUUAUGUCUCACUAGACUUCAAGGCAGAUUUAGAACGUACUUGGAAAAGUACAAGAGGUGAACGUCGAGAAGAUUAUCUCAACGGCGGAGGAAUAGCAAAAGAUUACGUCCUUCCCGAUUUUCACACAAGAACGAAAGGCAUUGUUCGCGAUUUCGAUCCUCUACAAAAUUCAAAAGCGAGGAAACUAGCUGCGGGCGAGACUAAUGAAGAUGUAUUGACACUUCGAAAUGAACGCUUUACAGUUCCAGAACUCCUAUUUCAUCCAUCUGAUAUCGGUAUACGUCAGCCAGGUAUAGCAGAUCUUGUUAUGCAAUCACUCCGAGUUUUACCGAUUGGAUUAUGGCCUAGCCUUCUUUCGAAUAUCAUCGUUGUGGGUGGAAACUCACUAUUCGAUGGAUUUGUUGAGCGGUUACAGAAGGAAAUCGUACAGCUUGCUCCUGACGAAUGUUUCGUUCGGGUUGCUCGUCCUGUGGAUCCAAUAACAAGUACCUGGCGUGGUGGCACCAAUCUGGCCCAGCAUGAACAUAUUAACUCGCUGGCCGUUACGAAGCAAGAGUAUGAGGAGUUUGGCGCAGCUUGGGUUGCGCGUAAGUUCGCAGCUAGCUUAGAAUCAUGAUUUAGAUGUAGACGUUGAUUUUAGUAUAUUUGAUACCCGCGGGCUGAUUGUCAUGGACAGUGCCCUGCAAUAUUAGGAGAAUAAGAAUAUUCAUUCCGUUGAAGUGAAGAAUGGCAGUCCUUGGCUCUAACGAUUUCGUCCCAUACGAACUGUAGUUACUGAUCCUGGAUCCGUUAAUACCCUAGGCUUGGU